AACUAAAAGCUGAUAACCGAACAGACAUCUCAAACCGCGAGAAGCAGGAGAUGGCGAAUGUCAUCUUCUUCUCCAGCUCCUUCUCCCCCUCCCAUUUCCACUUUCCCUCUCUGCUUCCCAAGCCUCCGCCAUUUCUAAGCGUCGUCAACUCUGAGAAGAAGAAUUUCAGCAAUUCCCUUAACUUGGUCGAUAAAACACUAAUUGGAGCUCUUUCAGGAGUGCUCUCGUUCGGCUUUCUUCUCCAUUCACCCUCAUCUGUUGCGUUAGAUUAUUCGGCUGUGGAUUUUUUUUCUUUAUCAGCUGAUUCUUUGCCGUCUUCUACGCUGUCCGAUUCAUCUGCGUCUUGUAUUGAAGACGAGCUACAUGAAAUUGGAAGCUCUGAGACUGUGUCCCCGCCGGCGACUAACGAGGAUAUCGUGCAGGAGGCUUGGGAAAUUGUAAAUGAUAGCUAUCUAGAUGCUGGUCGCCAUCGCUGGUCCCCUGAAUCCUGGAAGCAAAGGCAAGAAGACAUUACUAAUAUUUCAAUUCAAACUCGAUCAAAGGCGCACAAUAUCAUCCGGAGAAUGUUAGCCAGCUUGGGCGAUCCUUAUACGCGUUUUCUUCCCCCUGCAGAGUUCUCCAAAAUGGCGAGGUAUGACAUGACUGGUAUUGGAAUAAACCUUAGGGAAGUUCCAGAUGAUAAUGGAGGCAUGAAAAUAAAGGUACUGGGACUCUUAUUAGAUGGUCCUGCACAUUUGGCUGGCAUUAGACAGGGAGAUGAAGUUUUAGCUGUAAAUGGAGUGGAUGCGAGAGGGAAAUCAGCAUUUGAAGUAUCUUCAUUACUACAAGGCCCUAAUGAAACACUUGUGACUGUUAAGGUCAAGCAUGGCAACUGUGGACCAGUAGAAAGUAUACAAGUCCAAAGACAAGUUCUUGCUCGAACUCCUGUCUUUUACCGCCUAGAGCAAAUGGAUGCUGCCUCUUCUGUUGGGUACAUUCGCCUAAAGGAAUUUAAUGCAUUGGCUAAAAAAGACUUGGUUACUGCAAUGAUGCGUCUUGAGGCCAUGGGUGCUUCAUAUUUCAUUUUGGAUCUCAGAGAUAAUCUUGGUGGACUGGUGCAGGCUGGAAUUGAAAUUUCAAAGCUAUUCCUGAAUGAAGGGAGCACGGUGAUCUAUACAGUUGGAAGGGAUCCUCAAUACCAAAAAACUGUUGUUGCAGACACUGGACCAUUAGUUACAUCUCCAGUUGUGGUUCUAGUGAACAAAAGAACUGCAAGUGCAAGUGAAAUUGUUGCUUCCUCGCUCCAUGAUAAUUGCAGAGCUGUUCUUGUGGGGGAAAGGACUUAUGGCAAGGGUUUAAUUCAAUCUGUUUUUGAACUUCAUGACGGGUCUGGUGUUGCAGUCACUGUCGGGAAAUAUGUUACCCCAAAUCACAAAGAUAUAAAUGGAAAUGGAAUCGAACCCGACUUCAAAAACUUCCCAGCAUGGAGUGACGUCGCUGAACGUCUCUUGCAGUGCUCCAUACUUCAUCAAGGAUAACACAGGUUUCCACGAGCGCAGUCGGUCUUCUUUUGCUGCUCGGCCCAAUUUCAUGAAUGUGUAGAGCAUGAAGGAGGAUCAAAAUCAGUUUAUCCACCCAUGAGUUUAGGAUUUGGAACUCAUCUCAGUCUAGAUUCACUACACUCAAAGGUGCAGACAAGAACCAUGGAGAAGUUUUGCAUCUAAUAAGCCCUUGUUUUAAGCAAUUAGAGGCCAUAGGAAUAUUUUUUUCAGUGAUUCUCUUGUUGUAAAUGGUUACUAGUGACAUUAGUCAAACGUUCUGGAACUUCAGAUUGUUUGGAAUUCGUCAGCUUGAAGAAAUGUGCAUUUAUACUUUCUCAGUUAGAAACACCUCAUUCAUGCA
This is a messenger RNA of Benincasa hispida (wax gourd), 1881 nucleotides long. RefSeq names its product Peptidase S41 family protein. Gene Ontology annotation, molecular function: serine-type peptidase activity; protein binding; endopeptidase activity. NCBI's taxonomy places the organism in Eukaryota, Viridiplantae, Streptophyta, Magnoliopsida, Cucurbitales, Cucurbitaceae. Gene Ontology annotation, biological process: proteolysis. The record is from RefSeq and is a predicted model, not a curated record.